UAUCCGCAUACUGAGUGUCUUUUCUGUAAGCCAGCAGUGGUGUGGUCUCCUGCCUCUUCAACACAUACCGUACAGGCUCGCCACACGUGAUUCCUUAAUCAAAAAUCCAGUAUGGCGGAAUCUGACAGCGGACGUUGCUAUCGCUACUGCACUUCGCACGAGGACUGAAGCGAGCUGGGCUUUCUAUGCGGAAAAAAUCCUCCGUCCUCCGCGUUAAGGUGGAUUCCACAAGAGAACAGUUCUCUUCAGCCUCUAACUAGUGUUUCCUGGUCUCCGAAUCUCAUAGUUCAACUGCUUCUGGAUCCUACAUUCAAAGGAAAAGACUAUUCUGCCAUUAUUACAAUGACCUCUCAUAAUCACUCAGAUUCACAGAUGGAGCAGCCUGUGGAGCUCCUGAAGCCGUCAGCCUUUGACCACAUUCCCACAGUUGACCUGAGUUCUGCUCUGCCUCUGAGAGUUCCCCCAGCAGCCAUUCCAAUGGACCUGCGUGUGGAUCAGUCUCCUGGCGCUGGUUCGGGCUCUGGCGCGGGUCUGGUCUCAGAUGCAGUGGACCCGGGAGUGCGAGAGCAGCAGCUGCAGCAGGAGCUCCUGGCACUCAAACAUAAGCAGCAGGUCCAGCGGCAGCUUCUCAUUGCUGAGUUUCAGCGGCAGCACGAGCAGCUCUCACGCCAGCAUGAAGCCCAGCUGCAGGAGCACAUCAAGCAUCAACAGGAACUGUUGGCUCUCCAGCACCAACAGGAGCUGCUAGAGCACCAGAGGAAGAUGGAGAAGCACCGUGUGGAGCAGGAGCUGGAGAAACAGCAGCGAGAACAGAAACUCCAACUUCUCAAGAACAAAGAGAGGGGACAGGAGAGUGCAGUGGCCAGUACAGAGGUAAAAAUGAGACUGCAGGAGUUUGUGCUGAAUAAGAAGAAAGCACUCGCCCAGCGCAACCUCAACCACUGCAUAACCAACAACCCACGCUACUGGUAUGGGAAAACCCAGCACAGUUCUCUGGACCAGAGCUCUCCUCCUCAGACUGGCAUGUCUGCCUAUAACCACCCAACUGUAGGUGUCUACGACUCCAAGGACUUCCCCCUCCGCAAGACAGCAUCAGAACCGAACCUGAAGGUGCGCUCUCGUCUGAAGCAGAAGGUUACAGAGAGGCGGAGUAGUCCACUGCUGCGCAGGAGAGACAACCCCAUUAGCACCGCCAAGAAACGCUCUUUGGACAUGGCAGACUCUGCAUGUAGCAGUGCCCCAGGAUCAGGCCCUAGCUCCCCCAACAACAGCUCACACAGCAACCUGUGUGAGAAUGGCGUCAGUGUGGCUGUCUCCAGCAGCUCGGCAGAGUCAUCUCUAGCAAACAGGCUAACUGGACGUGAUGGCUCAGUGAGCCAGUUAUCUCUGUACACAUCUCCUUCUCUACCCAACAUCACACUGGGCCUGCCAGCCACAGCUACCAGUAAUGUGACAUCUACCCAGCAGGACAGCGAACGUCUGUCCAUGACCAAUUUACCCAUAACCACUCCGUUCCUGGCCACCUCCCACCUGCCCUCUUACCUGGGCACUUCUGACUCACCCAGUUCACACAAUGCCCUGCUGCAGCACAUGGUUCUUCUGGAGCAAUCAGCCACACCGAGUCCCUUAGCUACAGGCAUUGGUGCCCUUCCUUUGCAAUCUCCUGCCCUGCACAAGCUGAGGCAGCACCGGCCACUGGGCCGCACCCAGUCUGCCCCUCUCCCCCAAAGCAACCAGGCGCUCCAGCAGCUGGUGGUCCAGCAGCAGCACCAGCAGUUCCUGGAGAAACAUAAGCAGCAGUUCCAGCAGCUUCACAUCAACAAGAUACUGACAAAGCCUGGUGAGGUGGGAAGGCAGCAUCAGAGCCACCCUGAAGAGACAGAGGAGGAGCUUAGGGAGCAACAGGACUCUGCUCAGGGGGAGGGUCUGCCACUGAGUGUCAUCAUCAAGCAGGAACCCCCAGACCCCCAGGACGAUGAACGACAGGAAGAGCAAGAGUUACUCUUCAGACAGCAGGCGCUCCUGCUGGAGCAGCAGAGGAUUCAUCAGCUGAGGAACUACCAGGCCUCCAUGGAGGCUGCUGGCCUGUCAGUCAGUUUCCCAGGGCACCGCCCGCUCUCCAGGGCCCAGUCAUCUCCUGCAUCAGCUUCCUUCAUCACUGCACAGGAGCCACCCUCUAAACCGCGCUUCACUACAGGUCUUGUGUAUGACUCUCUAAUGCAGAAGCAUCAAUGUAUGUGUGGAAACACCAACACACACCCAGAGCAUGCAGGCCGCAUUCAGAGCAUCUGGUCCCGGCUGCAGGAAACAGGCCUACGUGGACAGUGUGAGUGCAUUAGAGGGAGGAAGGCUACUCUAGAGGAACUGCAGACGGUCCACUCAGAGGCUCAUGUCAUGCUGUAUGGUACCAACCCUCUGCGGCAGAAACUGGACAGUUCUGUGAUAUCCAUGUUUGUCAGGCUGCCUUGUGGUGGGAUUGGGGUGGACAGUGACACUAUCUGGAAUGAGGUACACUCUUCCAGUGCAGCACGUCUAGCUGUUGGCUCAGUGGUUGAGAUUGUGUUCAAAGUGGCAUCAGGAGAACUAAAGAAUGGCUUUGCUGUGGUGCGGCCUCCUGGACAUCAUGCUGAGGAGAGUACUCCAAUGGGCUUCUGUUACUUUAACUCAGUUGCCAUAGCAGCUAAGCUCUUACAGCAAAGGCUCAAUGUCAGCAAAAUACUGAUUGUUGACUGGGAUGUUCACCAUGGCAAUGGCACUCAACAGGCUUUCUAUGAUGAUCCCAACGUUCUUUACAUCUCUCUCCAUCGCUAUGAUGAUGGUAACUUCUUUCCUGGAAGUGGAGCUCCUGAUGAGGUGGGCAGUGGUCCAGGUGUGGGCUUCAACGUGAACAUUGCCUUCACUGGGGGGCUGGAUCCACCAAUGGGGGAUGCUGAAUACCUGUCUGCUUUCAGGACGGUGGUGAUGCCUAUUGCGAAUGAGUUUGCCCCAGAUGUUGUGCUGGUAUCUGCAGGCUUUGAUGCUGUGGAGGGACACCCUCCUCCACUGGGAGGCUACAAAGUCACAUCCAAAUGUUUCGGUUACCUCACAAAACAACUGAUGGGGCUGGCAGGAGGGCGUGUGGUGCUGGCCCUGGAGGGAGGUCAUGACCUCAGAGCCAUAUGCGAUGCCUCAGAGGCCUGUGUGUCUGCUCUCCUGGGGAAAGAGCUGGACCAACUCCCCCCAGAUCUCCUAAAGCAGAGGCCCAGUGCAAAUGCUGUGAGCUCAAUGGAAAAAGUUCUAGAAACACAGAGUAAGUACUGGAGGUCAGUUCAGCGAUACAUAUCCUCAGUGGGCUACUCUCUGCUGGAGGCUCAGCGGUGUGACUCAGAAGAGAAUGAGACUGUCAGCGCCAUGGCCUCUCUGUCUGUAGCAACCAUGGAAAAAAGGACUGAGGAUGAGCCCAUGGAAGAAGAGCCACCACUGUAAUGGUGCUGCGAAUUGGAUUCAAGCCUGAUCCCUACACUACACUUGUGAGGUCCUCAGGAUCUCUCCGUGUUUCCUUUUGUCUCCCCUGGCUGAGGGCAGCGUUAGACAGCCCAGAGGGCAGUGAGAAGGGGCAACAGGGCAGAAAGCCUAACUGGAAAUGUUAGCGCUGAUAGCCCACUAGCACUGUGGCCCCACGCAAUGCGUACAAGUUGCAGAGACUCGAGAUGUUUAUUGGAGGCGCCUCUGAUGGUGACCAUAACCGACCAACAGCCUGUUGCUCGUGUUGUGGCCCAUUAUUUUCAGCCAGUAGUUUACCAAUCAGACCGAAAAGAAGAGAGGAUUAUGGACAGAGGGAUGGAAAUUGAGGUGUAAAAGAGAGGUGAAGGGUCCAGCUACCCUUCUGAGGUAAAAAAGGAAACCAUUUUACUUACGACACUUGACUUUUUUUGCGCAGCUCUAGCUUGUUAACCUCUGUAGUAAAGCAUAGGGACUGCAGAUGAGUGAAGCGUUUUUCACCACAAGAUGGUGCUGUGUCUCAUUGCCACCUCUAAGGUUCAGAAGUGGUUUUAACCACACAAGCGUGUGUGCCUUUAUUGAGAGCUGGUGGAUUUUAAGAAGAAAUCUAAGGAGCUCUGCCUUAAAUCGUUUUUUUUUAGAAGAGAAAAAGGACAUUAUCCAUCAUUUGGGUGGAUUCCAGUGGAUGGCGAACAAGCUUGCAAAUGGCAGAAAUCCUUUUCAGCAUGUUUACGUGGACAGUGGUGUGGACUGUUAAGUCUAACCCGUAAAAUGUCUAAAACUGACUUAACUUUUCCUUUUCCUCAGUGAUGUGCUGUACAAAUGCUUCAAACGGUAGUUGCCAGUAAAACUGUAGAACUUACCAUCAUGACAAGAAGUUUAUAACAUUGAGUCCAGCUCAGUGAGUCACCCAGUGUAGCUUUUGCAAGAGAAGCAUAAGAUGGCCAUCAUUUUCCAGACACAAUUUAUUAACUGGCAUGUGCAUCGCAAGAGAAAAGUCAGCUGCAGAAUUGGAACGCCCUGAAGACUAAUUGAUAUGACAGUGAAAAAGAAAAAAAAGAUCUAACCAAAGCAUGGGUUUGCAUCCUGUUUUGCAACACUAUUUUAAACUCAAUCUUGUGAACUUGUUCCUGUGCUGUCACAAAAGACUCUGUGGGUGAAAUUGUGGAAGACACUGAAUGACUCAUUUGGUCACCAAAGGAAACUCGCCACUGACAUUACACUUUUAAACAGAGUUUCAGAAGGAAAGGUCCAGAAGCUGCCGUACAACAUAUCAGUUCCAUCUCCUUAGUAGUAUUGGAAUUCAACAGCAGAAAAAACAAAAGGACAAUCAAAAAAGUCAAAAAGUGCUGGUUUGUUCUGAAGACCCCUAAGCAUGAGAAUGAAACGGUAAUAACAGGUUUAUUACAGCAUGCAUGAUCAAGUAUCUUUUGUUUUAAGUCUAGAGUUUGCACUCGAGUUUGACUUCCUUUGAGCCAGCCAUGACUCCCCAUAAGGGGCUGCCCCCAAAAGACUGAACAGGUUGGCUCACUACCAUAAAUACAAACUCAUCGUACCUUGUACAAUUUCUUAGUUACAUUAGAGUCAUAUUGAUAUUGUUAACAUUAUUACCUUCGUAUGUUUUGUACCUUUAUUUGCAAUUAUUCCUGUUUUGUACAAUUUUUCUUCAUUCCAAUUCCACAUUUUCCCAUUUGUACUUUACAUUGUUUUUAAUAUAUAUAUUUUUAACUUAUUCUUUGUGUAGAUGGAUUCUAUUUUAUUUUGCUGUUACUUGUACAGUAUACAUUUGGUACCAUGUACUUUAACUUCAUGUGAUGAACACCUGGGUUAUGAUCUGUUCAUGGCCAUUUCUAUUUUGUACAUUUUCUCACAAGGACUGACUGUGUACUUCAUGUUCUGUUCAUAGAAGAUUUCUAUAUGAAAGAAAAUAUAUCAUGAAUAUGAAGCAAA
Molecule: messenger RNA, 5430 nt
Organism: Colossoma macropomum (tambaqui)
Lineage: Eukaryota; Metazoa; Chordata; Actinopteri; Characiformes; Serrasalmidae
Product: histone deacetylase 4-like
Exons: 27
Coding region: 343-3465 (1040 amino acids)
Biological process (GO): chromatin organization; negative regulation of transcription by RNA polymerase II
Cellular component (GO): histone deacetylase complex
Molecular function (GO): histone deacetylase activity
Source: RefSeq, a predicted model, not a curated record